This is a messenger RNA of Prosopis cineraria, 2141 nucleotides long. RefSeq lists its product as uncharacterized. The record is from RefSeq and is a predicted model, not a curated record. The coding region runs from base 102 to 1868 and encodes 588 amino acids. The transcript has 5 exons. NCBI's taxonomy places the organism in Eukaryota, Viridiplantae, Streptophyta, Magnoliopsida, Fabales, Fabaceae.
GUUGCGAAACAGAAGAAAUGAAGCUGUAGUAUAUUAUUAUCAGAAGUCGCUCGAGGUCCGUUCAAUGCCUGAAUUAAUGCCUUUCGUCUUCAAAACCUCUGAUGGAUCCCUACGAUGAAGAGAGGUUGAGAAACGAAGUCAUUUACCUUCACAGUCUCUGGCAUCAAGGUCCUCCAACGCCUCCAAACCCUCGUCCUUUUCACAUUCCGUGUAAUCCUCCAACCCAUUCUUCGAUUCAUCAAUACAAAGUUAACCUUAACCCUAGACCCCCUCACCCUUUUGUUCCUAAUCAACCUAGACCUCUCCCACCCGUAAACUCAAGCACUUUCAAGAACAAGAACAAGAAGAAGAAGCCCAUACAUAAGAGGGACAGCAAGAAACGGACUCAACCCGACCCACAUUUAAAGUUGGAUCCCAAGUGGUCAAUGCCGACUCAAGAUUCUGCUCCGGUGAUCUCGGGAUGGCCGCCAUUGGAGCCCCGUCCGACUCAAGCGGCCCGUCCAUUGUCAACGGAAGAAAGGGAGAGACUGGAGGCAUUGCAGGUGCAGUAUAAGGCGCGUCAAGCUUGCCGAGAGUUUUUGUUCGGUUCUGAUGACAGUGAUGACGCUGAAGAUGAGGAGGAGGAUAUGGACGAUGAUGAUGAGGCCAAGGAGAUAAAGGAAUUCUUUUCGACACUAUUCGGAGAAAAUAAUGAGUUAAGGAGUUAUUACGAGAAAUGCUGGGAAAGUGGGGAAUUUCGUUGUCUGGUUUGCGGUGUGGCCGAUAACAAGAAUGCUGGAAAGAGAUUCCAUGAUUGUGUUGGUCUUGUGCAGCAUUCAAUGUCAAUUUCGAGGACGAAGAAUAAAAGGGCUCAUAGAACUUUUGGAAAUACUGUGUGUAAUGUUCUGGGUUGGGAUAUUAACAGGCUUCCAACCAUCAUCAUCAAGAAUGAGGUGAAGCCGGCUGAGGCAGAGGACAAGACAAAUGAGAAUGCUGCUGAUGGAAAAGAUGGUUCUUUAUCUUCUCAUAUAUUAGACAGUGAAGUAUCCGUGGAGCAGCUUGGUGAACCAGUUAAACAGGACGUUGGAGUUGUUCAUGAGGCUAUUAAAAGAGUUAAUGAGUUGUUAGUGCCUACACAAGCUUCUGCUCCAGUGGUCUCAGAAUGGCCGCCAUUGGAGCUUUGCCCAACUCAGGUGGCACGUCCAUUGUCAGCGGAAGAAAAGGAUAUACUUGCGACGUUGCAAGUGCAGUAUAAGGCACGUCAAGCUUGUCGAGACUUUUUGUUUGGUUCUGAUGACAGCGAUGAUGGUGAUAACAACAAUAUUGAUGGUGAUGAGGAUGAUAUGGAUGAUGAUGAUGAGGCGGAGGAGAUAGGGGAGUUCUUUAAAAAACUAUUUGGAGAAAAUAAUGAACUGAGGAAUUAUUACAAGAAAUGCUGGGAAAGUGGAGAAUUUCGUUGUUUGGUUUGUGGUGUUGCCGAUAACAAGAAUGCUGGAAAGAGAUUCCGUGAUUGUGUUGGUCUUGUGCAGCAUUCAAUGUUGAUUUCGAGGACGAAGAAUAAAAGAGCUCAUAGAGUUUUUGGAAAUGCUGUGUGUAAUGUUCUGGGUUGGGAUAUCAAUAGGCUUCCAACCAUUGUGAUCAAGGACAAGGUGAAGCCAGCUGAGGCAGAGGUAGUUAACCUUCUGGAGUUCAAUGGAAAGACAAAUGAGAAUGCUGGUGAUGGAAAAGAUGGUUCUUCUUCUGAUAAACAAGACGAUAAAGUAUCCACGGAGCAGCUUGGUGAACCAGUUAGGCAGGACGUUAAAGUUGUUCAUGAGACUGUUAAACAAGUUAGUGAGGGUAAGCCUGAUAAGUCUGCUGAUGCUCAAGUGAAUAGAGCUUCUGAUUAGAAUUGUAAGGAGGAUCGUGAUGUUCAUCGCGCGAGUUCUGAUUUGCAUUGAGAAUUCAAAUAGGAAGCUGAUGUUUAUAUAGAAGAUAGGGAAUUCCCUUAUUUCCAACUUACCAAGGGAUAAUUUUGUACAUUCCCCUGUCUGAUGCCAUUAGUUGGGUAGUUAGUACUUUGGUCUCUUGCUUGUGUUCGUAGCUCUUCCAGCAAGAACUUUCAUGCGUGGAAUGUGAAUAUCUCGACUAAGCUAACAUAUUAGAAGCGACAAUUUCGUGAA